This is a messenger RNA of Wasmannia auropunctata (little fire ant), 2750 nucleotides long. RefSeq lists its product as uncharacterized. Gene Ontology annotation, cellular component: plasma membrane. NCBI's taxonomy places the organism in Eukaryota, Metazoa, Arthropoda, Insecta, Hymenoptera, Formicidae. The transcript is spliced from 17 exons. The coding region runs from base 127 to 2169 and encodes 680 amino acids. Gene Ontology annotation, biological process: detection of chemical stimulus involved in sensory perception of smell; sensory perception of smell. Gene Ontology annotation, molecular function: odorant binding; olfactory receptor activity. The record is from RefSeq and is a predicted model, not a curated record.
UUUCGGAUCAUGCAAUUUUCCGCUAACAAUAAGUACAGCUUGUCAAGAUGACGCGAUGGGGACACGUGCGUAUUGUCAGUUGACGAUUUCUGUACAACUAACAAUAAAGCCGAGUCCCUCUCGCCGAUGCAUCUCGUCCCCCUUCGUGCACUUCUUCCCCCCCACAAAUUUCCAAUACGUUGGCGAAUUAACAUGAGUGUGUUCGACACGCGCUAUUACAGUGUAACGAAACUGUUCGCCUCGAUGGUCGGUAUUUGGCCGUAUCAGUCGCAGUUUAGAAAAAAGAUCAUCCAAUCGGUCAGCAUGUUCGUAAUGUUCACGUUUGUUCCGCCUCAGGCGAAGAGACUGUACGACGUGUGGGGAGAGGACAUCGACGCCAUGUGCAUGUGUUUACCUCCUAUCGUGAUCAUUUUAGUGAGCACGGCUAAAGUAAUGACCAGCGUACGAUUUGAAUCGGAGGUGAAAGAGCUGCUGCACCAGAUUGAGACGGACUGGAAAAUAAAUCCGACGACGGAGGAGUAUAAGAUUUUAGUGAAUUACACGUCGAAGGCAAGAACGUUGUGCAUCAUUUACUCAACUAUGUUGUGUAACGGACUCAUGUGUUUUAUCAUGAUGCCGAUGAUCUCGCCGUUGCUGGACGUCAUCUUACCCCACAACGAAACGCGCGAGAGGAGCCUGGCCUACGACCUCGAUUACGGGAUUGACGUUCAGACUCACUGGCUGUGGCUGUGGCUGCACAGCAGUACGACGUCGACGGCGACUAUGUUGAAUAUCAUUGGCGCCGAUCUGAUGUACGUUACGCUUACCGUUCACAGUUGCUGCUUGUUUGCGAUAGUGAGACAUAAAUUGGAGCACGUUGCCGAUUCAAUCAGAAAACAUGUCAUGCAAUCUCUAGAGGAUUAUAAUUAUAAUGUUAAAUGCUAUGUGAAAUAUGAAAACCAGCAGCUAAAAUUAAAGGAACAAACUGCUGCCGUGAGAGAAUGCGUCAUUAAUCAUCAAAGAGCAAUACAGUUGCUGUGUGCAACUGUUACACUGCAUUUACACGUGGUGUUUCCUCGCCAUAUUGGGCAUGAACCUAGUCGUAAUAAGUAUCUCGGCAGUUCAAUAUAUUUUAUCAUAAUUAUAACAUUUUAUUUGCUAAUUCCAUUAAUACCAAAAAUCUUGGAUGUCGUACAUCCGCUAAAUGAGUCGCGGCCAUUGGCAUUCGUGUAUCAGGCUGAAUAUAGAGUGGACAAAGAGAAGUAUUAUUAUCCAAUUUUGUUCCAUUCUUACGCUCUGAGUGUAAUUACAGUAACAAUUUUAUUCUCUGUCGAUACCACGUAUAUAAUAUGUGUAUUGCAUGCUUGCAGUCUAUUUAUAGCUAUCAGCCAGCGUCUUGAAAGUAUUACUGGCGAAAUAGACACAUCAAACGACAACGAAAUAAUACACAAAAAAACGCAUUAUCAUCUAUUGAUGGAGAAACACGGUUCUGCCGGCAAUGAUUACAGUGAAUUGAUAACGUGCUUAAAAAAACAUCAACUUGCAUUAGAACAUGUUAAGAUACUGAACGCCACGUUCACUCAAGCGACAUUUAUUCUUCUUGCUAUGAAUACGCUGCUUUUGAGUGUGAUCGGAAUACAGCUUAUAAAUAAUCUGGAGCAUACUGAAGAGGUAAUAAGAUAUAUUUUUAUAACUUGCGGUGUGUUUACUCAUCUCAUAUGCAUGUGUAUUCCCGGACAAUUGCUGAUAGAUCAAAGCACAGAAGUAUUCGAUAAGGCAUACGGUUCAGCAUGGCAUACAUUUUCAAUGAAAACUAGAAGUUUAUUAAGAGUACUUCUUUACAGAAGUCUCACCCCGUGUACCCUCACAGCUGGGAAGAUGUUCGUUAUGUCAAUGACUAUGUGCAGUUCGAUUGCAUAUAUGCUUAAGCACGCGGAUGAUCUGGACAGCAUGUUCGAGCUCAUGCCAACUCUAGCUGGCACGGUGAUAUGUGUCAUGAAGAUCAUCAGCUUAACUGUCAACUCUGAAAUGUUUAAGGGUCUUCUGCAACAUAUGCAGAAUGACUGGGACAAUCUACUGACGAGUGAGGAAACGCAAAUUUUAACGCAUCACGUCGAAAAGAGUCGAAAGCUCACGUUGGCGUAUUCAAGUACGAAUUCAAUUUCGCACUGGAAUAUCGUGUUUGCGUAAUCGGGUUUAUAUGGUGCUACGCUUUGAUACCUCUUACCGCACCUCUAUUCGACAUCAUCUUACCCUUGAAUGAAACAAGACCAAAAAAACUGCCACAUCUCGCGGAUUUUGUCAUUCUCGAUCAAGAGAAAUAUUAUUACGCGAUUUUGCUAAUCUCAUAUGUCGGUUAUGUUAUGUGUACUUUGAUUGCGGUAGCUACCGAUACAUUGUACAUUUUUCUGGUGGAGCAUAUUUGCGGAAUGUACGGCAUACUGUGUCAUCGCCUGAAAAAUUUAACGAUACACGAUGAUUUACAAUUGAUAGAUGGUAAUUACAUACACAAGGAAAUCGGUCAAUAUGUUCGACGUUGCAUUCAAUUACAUGAAAGAAUCAGACUGUUGAUUUAUAGAGAUGAUGGAAUCUACAAUCGCGUUGUUUCUAUUUUUCGACGUUGGAUUAGGAUUUUUAUUGCACACUUCUUCAUGCAUAAUGAUCAUAGUUCGAAUGGGAUCGUCUGAAAUUAUGCGAUACGUGGCUCUCGUGAUAAUGCAAAGCUGCCGAUUAUUUUUCAACAGCUGGGCCGGGCAAGAAGUGACCGAUUG